AUGGCCGUCAAGACGUACACAUGGAUCUCUCUAUGGUUUCUUCUGACUGCGCCUGUGAUCAUCUGGGACGCGGGGUACUGCUUCGCACGUCCGCGCUCGUUCGUCGGAGGUGAUUUGCAUUGGAUAUGGGAGCCGUACGGGCUGUAUCAGAAUGUUGACUACGUAUACGGUCUCCCUGCAUUCGAACGCGGAGAUGGGUUCACGAACGCACAAUCAUUCCUGAACAUCGUAGAGACGAUCCUAAACCUCUUCUACCUCUACCUCGCGCACAUCCGUGCAUCGCCCAUCGCCACCGUCGUAGGCUUCGCAUCCAUCAUCAUGACGCUCUCCAAGACGGUGCUGUACUGGCUGCAAGAGUUCUUCUGCGGAGGAUGUGCGGUCGGGCAUAAUUCGAUGAAGGAUCUGCUUCUUCUUUGGGUGCUGCCGAAUGGACUUUGGAUCGUUGUGCCGUCGGCGAUCGUGUACGUGCUGGGGAGGGAUAUCGCGCGGUCUGUGACCGUGGCGUCAAGGUUGGAAGAGAAGCAGAAGAAGCGGUAG
This is a messenger RNA of Peniophora sp. CBMAI 1063, 537 nucleotides long. The record is from the annotation of a GenBank genome assembly. Lineage: Eukaryota; Fungi; Basidiomycota; Agaricomycetes; Russulales; Peniophoraceae.